Peromyscus maniculatus bairdii (prairie deer mouse) is the source of this 5530-nucleotide messenger RNA. NCBI's taxonomy places the organism in Eukaryota, Metazoa, Chordata, Mammalia, Rodentia, Cricetidae. The record is from RefSeq and is a predicted model, not a curated record.
AUCCUCACUCAUCCUCCGCGCGCCCUCUCCCACUUGCCUCUAAAGCCGGGUCACACUUGGCAUUUGCCGCCCGCCCGCCCGCCAUCCGUCCCUUGACGUGCAGAGGAGAUCGGAAAUACUGCCCCGGAGGUGCUGGGGAUGGUUCGCUGGGUUCGUUCAGUUGCUGGAAAAGAAUGGUAACAUGAACAGUGGAGCGUGAGAGCGUCGGCAGGGGAAGGGGACGAGACUGAUGGGCAGAGAGCACACUUCUCUGAGGAUCUCAUUCCCUGGACUGCACGGACAAGGGACGUCUUUGCGCCUGCACUUCCUGGCUGGACUCUGCUGACAUCUGUAGCCUCCUUUCGCCAGGUUCCCAGGUCGCCUAGAUGCUGCCCGCAGAGGAGUGGUCGGUCUGACAGCACAUGAGGAUCCAGGAGUUUGUGAGCCCUUCUUCAAACAUAGUUCUGACCUGGUCAUGGUGUCCCUGGAUCCUGCCUGGCAAGCUGGCUCCACAGGGAGUUGAACUUGAGUUCAGAUGGCCAACUCCCUCUGAACCCUGCAGAUUGGUGCUGAGCACGCAACAAAAGUUUGUAGCUUCCCCUCAGUUUCUGGUGCUGCCCAGGAGAGAGGAAAGGACUUUGACAUUAAACACAAGAAGCAGGCAGGGAGACUUCUCUAACUUUUCUCCACUGUUACCAUUUGCAAUGAAGAGGAAACAGAAGAGGUUUCUGCAGAUGACUUUGUUAUUCACUGUGGCUUUAAUUUUCCUGCCCAAUAUUGGUCUCUGGUCUUUGUACAAGGAUAAACACCUCGUGAAAUCUGCAGAACCUGCGGAGCAUCAGACGUUUCCACUGGGCCUGGGAGAUGGGCAAUUCUAUUCAUGGACAGAUGGUCUGAGAAGAAAAGACUGGCAUGAUUACGAAAGCAUUCAGAAGGACGCUUUGCGCUCAGGGAAAGGUGAACAUGGCAAACCAUAUCCUCUUACUGAAGAGGACCGUGAUGACUCAGCUUACAGGGAAAAUGGCUUCAAUAUUUUUGUCAGCAACCAUAUUGCUUUAGAGAGGUCUCUGCCAGACAUCCGUCAUGCUAACUGUAAGCACAAAAUGUACCUUGAAAAGCUGCCAAACACCAGCAUCAUUAUCCCAUUUCACAAUGAAGGCUGGACCUCACUCCUGCGGACCAUACACAGUGUGAUUAACCGAACCCCAAUGAGUCUGGUAGCAGAAAUCAUUCUAGUCGAUGACUUCAGCGAAAGAGAACACUUGAAGGAUAAGUUAGAAGAUUACAUGGCUCGGUUUUCCAAAGUGAGAAUCGUUCGCACCAAGAAAAGGGAAGGACUCAUCCGGACCCGACUCCUGGGAGCUUCGAUGGCCAGAGGCGAGGUGUUGACCUUCCUGGACUCCCACUGUGAGGUCAAUGUGAACUGGCUGCCCCCACUCCUCAACCAAAUUGCACUAAACCACAAAACCAUCGUGUGUCCCAUGAUCGAUGUCAUUGACCACAAUCACUUUGGGUACGAGGCACAAGCCGGGGAUGCCAUGCGAGGAGCCUUCGACUGGGAAAUGUACUACAAAAGAAUCCCCAUCCCUCCAGAGCUCCAGAGGGCUGACCCCAGCGAGCCUUUCGAGUCUCCUGUUAUGGCUGGAGGUCUCUUCUCAGUGGAUCGAAAGUGGUUUUGGGAACUGGGUGGCUACGACCCAGGCUUAGAGAUCUGGGGAGGAGAGCAGUAUGAGAUCUCUUUUAAGGUUUGGAUGUGUGGAGGAGAGAUGUUUGACGUUCCGUGUUCUAGAGUCGGUCAUAUCUACAGGAAGUAUGUCCCUUACAAAGUUCCAUCUGGGACCAGCCUGGCAAGAAAUCUGAAGCGUGUGGCUGAAACCUGGAUGGAUGAAUUUGCUGAGUACAUUUACCAGCGGCGGCCAGAGUACAGGCACCUCUCCACCGGGGACAUCUCUGCCCAGAAGGAGCUGCGCAAGCGACUCAAAUGCAAAGACUUCAAGUGGUUCAUGGCUGCGGUGGCCUGGGACGUGCCUAAGUACUACCCUCCGGUAGAGCCCCUGCCAGCGGCGUGGGGAGAGAUUCGGAACGUGGCCGCCAACUUGUGCGUGGACAGCAAGCACGGAGCCACGGGGACGGAGCUGAGGCUGGACAUCUGCGUCAAAGACGGCUCCGAAAGGACGUGGUCUCAUGAGCAGCUCUUUACUUUUGGGUGGAGAGAAGAUAUUCGACCCGGUGAGCCUCUGCACACCCGAAAAUUCUGCUUCGAUGCAAUCUCACACAGCAGCCCUGUCACGCUCUAUGACUGUCACGGCAUGAAAGGGAACCAGCUCUGGGGAUACCGGAAGGACAGAACACUAUUCCAUGCUGUGAGCAACAGCUGCAUGGACUGUAAUCCUGCAGAGAAGAAGAUUUUCAUGGCCAGAUGUGACCCUCUAUCCGAGACUCAGCAAUGGAUUUUUGGACAUAUCAACAUGACUGUUUUAGAAAAAAAUAGCCACCAUGCCAGCUCCUAGAAAGGAAAGAAGAGCGAUUACCUACAGACUGUGAACUGUGUUGUCAUGGGCGUCUGGGUCACAGGAGUCAGGAAUAACAUUUCCUAGAUCCAGGAAGCCGGGUUGAAAGAUGUGUAAACGCCAUGUCGACGUAGGCUGUCCGGGAGAAGUUCCUACAUCUGAAGAACUUGGCUGAGAACCUCACCAGCUGCUGCUGAGAACUCGAGACUAGCAGUUCCCUUGCUGGCCAAGGGUAAAGAUAAUCUAGGGACUGUUCACCAUGACUGCUGAGUUAAUCGAUCCUAGCAUUUCUCAGGUCAAAUCCUGCAGUAGUGAGUAGCUAUGAAUGGAUCCUAUUAGUCGGGUGGGAGGGGGGUGGAAACAGAGCGCAUGAAUGCUCUGGCAACCUGAGGCUACCACAGGUCUAGAACUAGCCACGCUUGAGGGGUGAGCUGUACUCUUUGGUGCCAUUCUCUGACUAAGAAUGGGUUAAGCGGGUUUAACCCUUUAAAGUGCUGCAGAUGAUUUUAGAGUGCUCAUACUAUUCUGUUUUCUUUUGUCUUCUCUUUAAACAAGGCUCUGUGGCAUCUAAGACUUACAUUACAUGCUCUCGUUCACAUUUGCCAUUCUCCUUUCAGGGCCUAUAGUAUCCGUCAUGAUUCAUAAAGAGUUCGUGUUCCACCAAUCAGCUGACAUCCUAAUUCAGUGUCCUUGGAUGAAUCCAGUUAAAAACAAAAACAAACCAACCAACAACAACAACAAAAUACUCUCCUACCCAGUUACUCCAAAGACAGAUUUCAUAGAAUCAGCAAAAUACCACACGCAUACACACACAUACACACACAUGCAUGCAUGCACGCACACAAAAAAAGUUAGGGGAGAAAUUUCUCUAGGAAAUCUAUUUUUACUUUUCUAUUAUUUUUAAAUUUUAAAAAAUCUGAUCUUUGUCCAGUCAUAACUUUUAUUGAAGAAGGCUUUGGAGUGGGAUCCAUGUAAUUCAUUUAGUCUAUCUUAAAUAAAUCUUCACUCCAAGAGAUAUGGAAAUGGUUUCAUGCGCUUCAAUUACAUUUAAUCUGGCAACUUGAAAAGUGGUGUUAUUUAAUUAUUAGUUCUGGAGCCCCACCCACCCAUGGCUGAAAACAAUGAUGUUGUUUUAUUUGGAAGUCCAGGAAAGGAAUUAGUAUUAAUAAAGCCCUUCUGACACCAUUUUCUGCUAAUGGGCAAUAUUUCAGGGGUGUGAAAAAAAAUAACUUCAAAAUUAACUAAAUUGAAUAUUUAAUAUUCAAAAUAAUUUUUUGCUUUUCAAUAAUGAGAAAAGAGUGUGCAGGAUUGAAGAUGGGUCUUUAGAGGGAAAAUAACCUCAUUUGUUACAUGUGCCCUGGUUGUUUUAGGUACAAGGUGUUCAUACUUUGUUUUUUCUCUUUUUUAGUAUAGUUUCCUUGUUAAUAAGAAUGUAUAUGUCAAGGCGAUCUAUACAUCUGGGACACACAGGUCAUGAAGUUCAGGACAGGGGGAUCCAAAAGAGUCAAUUCCUUUUUGUUGUUGUUUGUCUAUUUUUAUUUUGCUUAGUUUUUUUGGUUUUGUUUGUUUCUUGUUUUUGUUUUUUAAGAUAAAUAACAAAAGCCCAGAGAAGCCCAGCUUCAGGCAGACUCUUAACCUGGACUUCUCAAUCACUGGAUAAGAAUCCUGUACUUCCCUCAAGAUGCCCAAACAUUCACAAGCCUAAUAUAUGAUACCUCUUCUUAAAAAUGUGUAUGAUAUUUUCUUCCUGUCCUCUAAACCCAGUCAAAAUAUGGAGUUAAACUACCCUGCUAAGAAUCAGGGAAGGGUUACUUUGGUAUCUUUACUGAUUUCUUUUCCAAGCAUUCUUUUGAAAAGCUGUUCCUUUUAAACCGUCACUGAGAUCUUUUGUAUAGGUCAAGUGAUCUUGCAAUAGUCAGGAUGCGUAGUGGAGGAAAUCAAUAGUGAGAGAUUAGCCUGUGUGUUGAACAUUUCUAAGGAGUGGGUGGAAAUUUAUCUUAAAUGUUCAGAGAGCAAUCUGGCUGGAGAAUUAGAUGAGCCUAUAAAAAUUCACAUUAUGUCAUUAAACAGUUGGUUGCUAUUUACAAUUUUACCAAAGAGACAACCUUGGGUUGUGCACCCUGGUAAGCCCAGAUUUGUAAUAAUCUCUUAGGAUGUUAGAGUCACGGCUGGCAAGCUAGCCAGGGCCUAGCCAAGCAUUGCAACAUUUUAGUGGGAUACACAGUGAUCAAUCGAGAUUGGUCUCUUACUCUCUGAAUAAAAGAUUAUUAAAAAAGAAAUUAUUUUUGUCUUUAAAAAAAAAAGAAAGGAAAGGAAGCUUGGGACAUUAAAUCCAAAAUGAAAACUUCCAACUAUGGAACAGUCGUUAAUUGUGUGCACUUGAGGGAGCAUACAAAUGAAGUGGGGCCUCGAGAGCCUGCUCCUAAGCAGGAGGUAGAGCAUCGCCAAGAAAGCACAUUGAGAGAGGUAUUUCCUGUGCCCUGGAGGUCGGGAGUCUGCUUGCUUGAAAUACAACCUGAAAAGCAUAAGGCGACAUAUGUUUGCACUUUUAAUUAGCAAGAGGGACUGGACAGUACUCAGAGAGACUAUUGUUCCUGGAAAUAAAAUUCUUUGAGAAGUUGACAGCUGAGUACUCACUGUUUCUUUUGUCAGAAUGGGGUCGAUAUAAAGUUAAUGUGGUCAACAAAAAUGGCUAUUUCUCCAUCACGAGAGUAGCUCUGAAAGAAAUAAAAAAUAAUAAUUAAUUUUUUUGAAUCCCCUUUAUGUAUUUACAGGAAACAAAAAAAAAAAACCUAUGCUGUAAAACAAUUGGGAAUUAACUGUACGAUUCAUACUUCUUCGAGACUGGAUGAGUACCUUGGCAAUAAUAAUGUACCGGCUUCUCCGUCUACUGUUAUUUCCUUACAUGAAUAUGAUCACAUGACUGUUUUUAAAUGUAUUCAUUCUAUCAGAAGCCUCAGUGAAUAAUGGAAGUUCCAGGACUAUUUUGUGAAUUGAUAACAUAGAACUUUAUACAAUAAACGAAUAAUACAUAAUGCAAA